This is a messenger RNA of Owenia fusiformis, 722 nucleotides long. Lineage: Eukaryota; Metazoa; Annelida; Polychaeta; Sabellida; Oweniidae. The record is from the annotation of a GenBank genome assembly.
AGCAACACCCAAUCGGAGAAUUUGAGUAAAAACUUUUAAGUGGGAGUAUACAUUGAGCUAGCCUAUAUACCCAGUCACCUCAACAGCGUCAACGACCAACCAUUCAUUAUCCGCCAUCCGAAUCUACCAUGAAGAAAACACCAAGGAUUUUUGGAAUGCUCCUGUUUUUAUUUUUUAUCCACGCAAUUAAAGCUGUAGACACCAACAGAACGUGUACAAGACUAACUUGUCCAGUCAACACAUGCGUGAAACAGAAGAUACAAACUGUUAAAAACGUAACUGAUGAUCUUAAGAAAACUAUUGCAGAACAAGGAAAGGUACUUACAGAACAAGGGAACAGAAUUGCAGAACAAAGAAAUAUAACCACGCAGUGCAAAAGCAUAACUGAUGAUCUUCGGAAAAAUAUUGCAGAACAAGGAAACAUAAUUGCACAACUGAUAGCAAGACAAGAAGGGACAAAUGUUAAUAUUACAUUUCAAAUCCAAGAACUAUACCAAUAUCUUCACCUUCAGCUAAAUGGUACACUUGGUCCCCCUGGUCCUCCCGGUGCAACCGGACAAACUGGUCCCACUGGAGCAACUGGACAAAUCGGUCCUCCUGGUGCCGCUGGAGAAACUGGUCCGACUGGCGCAACUGGGCAAACUGGUGAUGGUGGUAUGCUUCUAGGCAUACCCCAAAGAGUUAUCUAUGGUCCUGCAGCGUGGUAUUUUUAUGGAAACAAU